GCUCUCUGAUCUGAGAUAUGAGAGAGGAAAUUAUAUAAGCUCUGUUCCCACGUGAUUGACAGUUUAAGGAACCGUUCUGAAAUUGAAGUAAGACAUUGAGUUUGCUAGUGGGGAGUAAACGAGCUACAAAGAGUGCUCAAAUUAAGAACACAAACAGACAGUGAACAUUUGGGAAGAUGGAGCCAAAACAGAUCAGAGAGGGCUACUUAGUGAAAAAGGGCACAGUGUUUAACUCCUGGAAAGUCAUGUGGGUGGUGCUGUCAGACGAUGGGAUUGAAUUCUACAAGAAGAAAUCAGACAGCAGCCCCAAAGGCAUGAUCCCCCUCAAGGGGGCUUCUUUCAUCAAUCCCUGCCAGGAUUUUGGGAAAAGGAUGCUUGUCUUUAAACUUAGUACACCAAAAAAACAGGACCACUAUUUCCAAGCAACCCACCUGGAGGAAAAAGAAGCUUGGGUUAAAGACAUCAAAAGAGCCAUCACAUGUCUUGAAGGAGGAAAGAAAUUUGCAAGAAAAUCAACACGGAGGUCCAUCCGGCUGCCAGAAACAGUCAAUUUGGGAGAAUUGUAUGUUUUAAUGAAAGACCAAGAGUCAGGGGUGAAGGAGCUGAAACUUGAGAAGGAGAAAAGAGUUUUCAAUCAUUGUUUCACAGGCAGUACAGUAAUUGACUGGUUGCUGUCCAACAACAAAGCAAGGAAUCGCCAGGAGGGCCUAAUGCUGGCCACCGCCCUGCUCAAUGAGGGUUACCUGCAGCCUGCAGGAGAGCUGUCCAAGAUGGCAGCAGAGGGAGUCGUGGAGUGCACCCUCCUCGAUCAGCCUGAUGCCCUUUACUACUUUGCUGACAGUGGCUUUUUCUGUGAGGGCUACUCAAGUGAUGAAGACGUGGUUUUGAAAGAAGAGUUCAGAGGCACAGUCAUUAAGCAGGGGUGUUUGUUGAAACAGGGUCAUAGGAGGAAAAACUGGAAAGUACGAAAAUUUAUUCUCCGAGAUGAUCCUGCUUACAUACAUUACUAUGACCCUACCAAGGGUGAAGAAGAGCCUCUGGGUUCGAUUCACUUGCGUGGCUCUGUGGUGACUGCAGUGGAAUAUGUGCCAGAUGCUAAGAAGUACGACGUAGAUGGAAAUCUCUUCGAAAUCAUCACAUCAGAUGAAACUCACUAUUUCCUACAAGCAGCUACAUCUGAAGAGAGGAAGGACUGGAUCCAGGCCAUUCAGACAGUAUCAAAAACGGGAAAAUAGUGGGAAAGGAAGAAUGGGACACAACCUGGAAACUGCAAAAGGAAACUGGCUUUGAACUGCUUCCUCCUUUUUUUCCGUCUUGAAACCAGUUAGGUAGUGAAAUAUUUAUAUUAGAAAAUCGCCCUAGUCUAACAUCAUGCACCGCUAUAAAAUAUUUUCUGAAAUACACAAUAAUCAAAACUAAGUAUUUAAAUUUCCAUUAUAUCGUUUACACUCAUUUAUAUGUAAAUAAAGUAAAUUUUGUUUUUACCUGUACACAGACGUAUUUUGAAAAAAAAAAAAGAUUUCAACUGAAUAUAGUAUUUUCAUUUUAUACAACACCAGACAUGCCAUAAACAUAAAUGUUAUCGUGCCAUCAGAUUGGUUUGGCUGACGUUAUUCAACUACUAGAUUUUCUUGUGUACUGUAUAAACAGUAACAGACUUAACGAUAACAGAAGAAAAAAUAUUCUGUACAUAAUUCAGAGGUCAAAGCUUCUGAAAGUGUGGCAUCUGACCCCUAUUUCUGUAAAUUGUCAUGAGGAAAAUCUAUUCAAUUUAAAAUUAGACAUGACAAUAUGUCUUCAUGUCUCAGAGCAGGUUUUUAGUGUAUUUAGUGUUGUGGCAUCUUUAUAAUGUGUUUGUAUGUGAGGAUGUGUUGUUGGGUAUUCUUUAACUGAUCAAAAGUUGAAAUCUGCAAUAUUUUAUAAUAUUGGAUAAAUCACCCACCUAAUCCAGAUGUCCAGGUUUUGAUUUUGUAUUAUAUUAGCACAUUAAAGACCUCCCUGACUUUUCUGUUAACAGUUUAUUGCAACUUUUGGGAAUUUGUAGUAUUACAGUAUGAAUAUUGCAGCACAGAAGUGAUGUAUGCAAUCAUGAGUUGUUGGAGUUGUUAGUGAAUACUGAAAAACCUUUGACCCAUUUCACUUUGCUGUUGUGUUGGUUACAUGUUGCCAAGAAUCACUGUUCAGGGCUUCAAUUCAAUUUGGUGGUUCCUUCAGUGUGUAGUCUACAAAUAUGCCCUUUGUUUGUGUGGGUGUCCUCCCACCUCCAAAAGGCAAGCUGGUUAGGUUGGACUACUCUAAAUUAUUGCUUUCUGGUGGUGUGUUUCAAGGGGAAUUCAUAGAUGGUGAUUUGUUCCCACUAUAACUAGUAAUGCCUUUGUGAUUACGGCAUUAUGUUGCCUCUCUUUAAUUGCAAUACCUCAAAACUCCACAAUAAAGAAAGGCCAUUUAAUACCAUAGUCCCAUAGCCUGUUAAUGUAAUAAUCAAUCUCACUUUUAACAAAAAAGAAAUAUAAAAGAAUUUCAUCUCAACUAUCAGCCGUAAUUGUAUUUAAAAUACACUGUGCCCACAAGACAAACUAAAAAUCAAGGGUUUUAGUUUGGAUUGAAAAUCAUUUGUUCCCUAUUCCCCCAGUCUUUCAGUAUACUUCCUCUGUCUAAUCUGAAGAUUGUGUUGGGAAAUGCUGAGUUUUACUGACAUUCAAAGACAUUAUAAUAAUUCUGCGAACACAAAAAAACUCUUCCUCUUUUUUUCAGAUAUUUAUAUUGCAGAAUGAAACUAAAUGUUAUUUUUUUUGGGGAAAAGAAAACUGUUUUUAAAAGCUUGUUUUAGGACUUUUGCAGUUUUGUCUUUUGACAUUUAAGAUAAUCUAUUAAAAUGCUACGCACAGAUCUUAGCAGACAAUAUAUAUCUAACUAUAAUAGCAGGAAAAAAUAGAUGUUCUGUAUUAUCAGAGUUUGCAAUACCCAGUAAGCUCGUCUUACCAACAAAGAGUGAUUCCCUAUUCUUUCUGAUUAUUAAAAUAACAUAAAAUAUG
Molecule: messenger RNA, 3035 nt
Organism: Lepisosteus oculatus (spotted gar)
Lineage: Eukaryota; Metazoa; Chordata; Actinopteri; Semionotiformes; Lepisosteidae
Gene: plek
Product: pleckstrin
Biological process (GO): actin cytoskeleton organization; intracellular signal transduction
Cellular component (GO): plasma membrane
Source: RefSeq, a predicted model, not a curated record